Messenger RNA from Ochlerotatus camptorhynchus, 7552 nucleotides. It is a transcript of the gene Adcy2, whose product is annotated as adenylate cyclase type 2 Ac76E. Gene Ontology annotation, molecular function: adenylate cyclase activity. The coding region runs from base 2465 to 6085 and encodes 1206 amino acids. Gene Ontology annotation, cellular component: plasma membrane. The record is from RefSeq and is a predicted model, not a curated record. Lineage: Eukaryota; Metazoa; Arthropoda; Insecta; Diptera; Culicidae. Gene Ontology annotation, biological process: adenylate cyclase-inhibiting G protein-coupled receptor signaling pathway; adenylate cyclase-activating G protein-coupled receptor signaling pathway; cAMP biosynthetic process. The transcript has 18 exons.
UCGCAAAGACGAAUCAGCAACGGAGUGGAGCGCUCGGACGCUAAAUUUUCCCUUCGCAUUAGAAUUCGUCAUCAUCGUCGACGUCGCCGUCGCUGCCACCGCCGUCGGUCGUUCUGAUUCGUAUCUCAUCGAAACACUUCAAGAGAAGACUAAAUUGACUAGGUACGUGAAGCAAAUCAGCCGAGUCUUAGAGAUUGUAAUCGUUGUCAUCUAUAUGGAGCCCCCAGAAUGAUUGAAAUCCAUCGAAUCGAGCGGCAGCUUGCUCGUAAGAAUAAUUCAUAACAUCAACAAAUAACGCAAAUCACUUCGAGCGACGUGCUUAUCUUCCCGCCUGAGCGCCUUCGUCGUGUUUUGAAGCCCGCGUACCCCCUUAUGUCCACGUAUUGAAGCAACAGAGUCCACCACCGCCUGUACCCGGUCGAGUUGGUCGGAUAAGAGGCAAUAAUUUACUAGAGACCGUGAACUUGUGCAAGUUUAGUGAGAUUUGGGAAAAAGUGUGCGACUAGAGGAAGAACAAGAUGAAGAUUUGAGAGAACGUGACGGCGGUGAUCCUCAUAGCACUGCUGCGGUCACAGGUGGGAGGCUUGUCAAUCACUUCAAAUCUUGCGUGCGCUGAUGGAUGAGAAAGUGCUAAAACACGGUGGGCAAAGUGGUUCAAAUGUAUUUCUGCGAAAGUGCUAAUGAAGCGAAGAAUAUGCUAACGUUACUUCCAGAAAAAAGCUACAUUUUCAAUGCAUGGGCAAUCCAGUUUUCAGAAUCUCAAUAUAGAGGCCUUUUGAUGGCUAAGCCAAUUGGAGAAUCUUUUCGGUUUGGAUAGGACAGUUCUUAGUGAACAAACGUUCAAGUGCGCACAAAAUUGAGGGCAGCCGUUAAUUUAAGUUCAGGCGCUACCGCUCAUGACUCAUGUAAGCUACUUACCAACAAUAUGAUAAUUGAUACUGGGAAUUUCCAAAAUGCCUGAAAUGUGAUAAUAGAAAGCUGUGAUUUGAUUUAUUCGAGUAAUUCCUACUGAAUGAUGCAUGACAAAAAAAAGUAUGGCCUAUUCUCCCUCACUAUGAGCAACAUUAACAUAUCCAGGAGCAAUGUUCAUUUUGUGGGAUCGCUCCAUAUCAGCAGACUGAUCUCAAGCGGACUUGUUCUAUAAAUCUUCUGACCAUAGACAAUCUGUGAGAAUGACUCAAUAUCCCGUGACUCUAUAGAAUGUCAAAAUUAUACCGAACGUUCUUUAAAAAAAAAGCAUUUCCUUUUAUUGAUCAGAAAUAUCAUUUUUUAAAUAAAUUAUCUUUAUACAGAUAUCACACCUCGUACAGUAUGAAUUUUGAUUAUGGGUACGUGUAUAACGGUGUCUGUUCGACUUCAUCCAACUAUCCUCUAUUCUAAAAUGACCUGAACAGAUGCUUACCCCAAAACCGCUUCAUUUGCCCGAAACCCGCUUUUGUCCAUCAUACCAUUCACUCUUACCUAUAGUAUAAAGCUAAUCCAUUUUUCGAGAUAUCGCGAGCGAGCACACCUUGUGAUCGUGUAUUAUAAAUUCGCGAAUUCCAAAAUUGACAACGGUAUCUGUGUGCGGUCGAUGCAAUUAUCUAUCUAUUUGAAGUCCAGCCCUAUUCCAUUGCCUGGCACGUCGCUUGUGCGUGUGUGAUUCUGUGAAAACAUGAUCCCCAAAAGUGUGUAAGUUAUCAGACGUGUCGUACGAUUGUUGCAAUCAAUUAUCCAGCAGAGAAUAUUAGCAGACUUUAUUAGUAGCUCUUCGUUCUAAGUGUUCCAGCAAAUUCACGCCGCAUCGCUCGGCUCCGGUCAUCAGUGCGAACGUAAAUAUCGUUACUAUUCUUGCCGGCGUUGACCCAUUGCUGCCAAAGUCAAGCAGAAGAGAUAUAGAUACCGGUUUCCGUUCUGAGCUGAGUGUGUGUUAUUGUUUUCGAUAUUGUGAUAAUUAAUUUUGUGAAUGGCGCUGAAUGACGUGUGAGGGAAAAAAAAGUGUACAACAUCGCCUUAGUCGAGCGUCGCAGAUAGCACGACGGCGCAAGGCUAAUGAGAAGAUUGCCUAUCGAGGAAGAGUAGAUACCUACAUCCAAACGUGAUCUCUUGUGUUCUGGUGAAAAUUUCAUGUGGCGGCAAGUGUGUUUAGCGUGGAAAUGCGUUCAGCUUGGGUGCUUUGGAUUCAAUAUGAUGGGACCAGCAGUAAACAGUAGCGAGAAAGUACCACAGCAGCCGCGGCGGUUGAAACCAGAAAUCGAAAAAUGUGAAUCAUGCUAGAAUGCACGAAGAAAAAAUUUCCACGAUGUUACAUCAAACUUUGGUUGUUACUAAUGCAAAUUAUGUGUGAUUGAAAGAUUUUUUCCUAGAAAAAAUACAGCUAAGCAAAUCUAUAGUUUUUUUUUUUAAAGAAGAAGAAAACUGAAGUUGUAAUAAAUUCAGCUGAUUCGAUUCCACGUGCUGAAAGGAAUGCGAAUUCAGCUUCACGAUGGAUGCGGUCACUUUUAGGAGAACACGUUCCAACGCUCAGCGCAUCCAGGAUGGCAUUGAUUCAGAAAAUUCCCAUCUGGACGAUCUGUACACCCGGUACAGACAGCGGCUCCGAAAGUCGUUAUUCAUCUCCGGUCUGGGAAUAUCGAUACUCUCCUGCCUGAUAUCAAUCAUUCUGUGCCAGUUGCAAAAUGCGCUUGUGGCCGACCUGACGAUGCUAGCCGCUGCCUCGGUGGUGCUGUGUGUCAUUUUGGUGGCACUGCACUUCCCGAUGGUGAUGAACUCACCGCUGGCCGCCCUCUCGUUUGCCAUGUUAACCACCGGAACCAUCGGAGUCAUCGCCAUCACCGUUGGAGCGCAGCUGGCGCCACUGCCACUGUUUGCACUCAUUUUGGGUGUCCACACGAUGCUACCCGUCUCCUGGCCGGUGUCGGUGGUGCUAGCGGUAAUUCUGUGCCUAGUGCACAUAGGCUACCGCCUUUGGGCCGGAGUCCACGACCUGCCGGCCUACUUUUUCCCACAGCUACUGGGUGAGUUGAUAUUCCUAGCGUCGGCAUCCAUCUCGGGCCUAUACUAUCGCAUCAUGUCCGACGCAGCCCAUAUCGAUGCCGUCGACGGGACUCGUAUCGGAAUCGAGCAACGGGUUCGUCUGGAAUGCGAACGAGAACAGCAAGAACAGCUCCUGCUGAGCGUGAUACCGGCCUACAUUGCAGCGGAAGUGAAACGUAGCAUAAUGCUGAAAAUGGCCGACGCUUGUCAAACGGCCGGUGGCCAGAGCCAGACCCGGUUUCACGAAAUGCACGUACAACGACACAACAACGUGUCCAUCCUGUAUGCUGAUAUUGUGAACUUCACGCCCCUCUCGGAACAGCUGACGGCGUCUGACUUGGUGAAGACACUCAACGAGCUGUUCGGACGGUUUGAUCAAAUUGCACAAGAGAAUCAAUGCCUGCGGAUAAAAAUUCUGGGCGAUUGCUACUACUGUGUAUCCGGACUGCCAGUAUCCCGGCCCCAGCACGCCGCCAACUGUGUCAACAUGGGGCUGCAAAUGAUUGAAGCGAUACGAUUCGUCCGUGAAGCGACCGGAUUCAACGUGGACAUGCGAAUCGGCAUCCACACCGGAAAUGUCCUGUGCGGUGUGCUCGGAUUGCGCAAGUGGCAGUUUGACGUGUGGAGCGACGAUGUCACCCUGGCGAAUCACAUGGAGAGCGGAGGCGUGGCCGGACGUGUUCACAUCACGAAGUCCACGCUGGAUUAUCUGGGCGAUCGGUUCGAGGUGGAACCGGGUGGAGGAGCCGGCCGGGAGUCGUACCUGGCGGAUCAUAAAAUUGAAACAUACCUUAUCGUGCCACCGAAGAAACCAUCAGCGAACGAUCCUCCGAAGCCGUCGCCCUCAUCAAACAUGCACACCCCGUCGCCCACGGCCACCACCGCCACUAUUCAAAUAACCGAACCGGAUUCGACCGAAACCUUCAUACUGGGUGAACCACCAAAGACUCCCAAAACGCCAAGAACACCUAAAACACCAGAAGAUGUGCGCCGUUCGCACGCAUCCAUCUCAUCCGGCGUCAUCCACGAAGAACAAGAACGACUGCUUCCGCAGCAGCCUCCGAUGAGCCCGCUGCCACCGCCGUCACCCUUGCUUCUCAUCAAACAGACCAGCAUCACCAUCACAGCAGAGACAAUCAACGAGGAAACGACUGAAAAUGGCGACGACAGUGACCAGGAAAUGUGUAAAAAGUCCUGCCUCACGCUGCCCGUUGAACCCAUCACCACCAAUGGACAUCUACCGGAGCGUGUUGGCAGCCGGAAGCUGUCCGUGCAAGGCUUGAUGGCAUUUGCCGAGCGGCGGAAGUCCUCCAGUUCUAUUUUCGGCGACAUGCGGAAAAUGUCGAUUACCAAUAUCGAAUGCCUCCGGUCGCCGAUGGUGGCCACACCUGGGCCACUGAUGCGCAACCGACCGUCCUCGAAAAUGACCAAAUAUGUCGAGUGUUGGGGUGCGGACAAACCGUUUGCCAACAUUACGGACUCGAAGAUGGCGAAAAACAUCGGGCUGGCGAGCAUCGCCAUGAUCGAGUCCAACCUGCUGCCGGAGGAUGGCCACUGUAGUGAGUGCAAAUGCUGGGGCCCACCGAAGGAACUGCAACCAGUGACCAUGUGGUACCGGAAUUCUACCCGCGAGGCCAUGUACCGCACGCAACCGGACGCCAGCUUCCGGUAUGAUCUCAUCUGUACGUUUAUUUUGUUCUUAUCAAUUGGACUGAUACAAAUAGUAGUAUUUAAAAGCAAUGUAGUCGUUAUUGGUUCGCUGAGCGCAACUACCGUAGCGUUAGGUCUAUUUUUAUAUUUAAGCAACCAUCAGAUGUCGGAUCUGUCAUCGCCCGGUACCACCGGUCCCGGUCAGGUGAUUGCCGCCAAUCGGUCUCUUCGGAUAGCAAUAUUUCUAAUUUCGACAGCGCUGAUAGCGGCAUGUGCCAUAUUUAGUGUGAUAAACUUCGACGAUCUAGUGAUAGCAAACGUUCUGUUGGUGAACAAUGGUACCGAGACGGUCACGUACGACGUGCAGUUCGCGCCGUUGGCUCCGGUCUAUUUAUACAUGUGUGCCAUCAGUCUGGCAGCCGUAUCGGCCUUCCUCCAGUCAGGUUUCAUCGUCAAACUGCUGCUGAUGCUAUUCUUCAUCGGUGUUCAGUGCUCGCUGCUCUGGCAGAGUUCACUCUUCGAAACCUACCAGAUACUCUACAAUUCAUGGCCUCUAGCAUUCCAGGGUGCCCUAUUUCUGCUGCUGAUAGCGUCCGUCCUGCACACUUUGGACCGCCAGGGAGAGUACGUCUCACGAACCGAUUUUCUCUGGAAAGCCAAACUCAAAGUCGAACAGGAAGAAGUGGAAACGAUGCGCGGAAUCAAUAAGAUCCUGCUGGAAAACAUCCUUCCCGCCCACGUCGCACAGCACUUCCUGAAGAAGGAACGUGCCGUGCAGGAGCUGUACCACGAGAGCUACUCCUCGGUGGCGGUGAUGUUUGCCUCGAUACCCAACUACAAGGAGUUCUACGACGAAACCGACGUCAACAAGCAGGGACUGGAGUGCUUGCGGUUGCUAAACGAGAUUAUCUGCGACUUUGAUAAGCUUCUGCUAAAGCCCAAGUUUAGCGGGAUCGAAAAGAUCAAAACCAUCGGUAGCACGUACAUGAUUGCGUCCGGGCUGCGUCCCGGCAAGGAGGAAGGUGCAGCGAAAAAUAAUGAGCUGGACGAAAAACGAACGGAAGAGCACAACGUGGUGGUGCUGGUGGAGUUUUGCAUCGCACUCAUGACAGCGCUGGAUCAAAUCAAUCGAGAAUCAUUCCAACGGUUCCGGCUACGGAUCGGCAUCAACCACGGGCCGGUGAUUGCCGGCGUAAUCGGUGCACAGAAGCCGCAGUACGACAUCUGGAGCAAUACGGUGAAUGUUGCGUCCCGGAUGGAUUCAUGCGGCGUUAUGGGACGGGUGCAGGUCACCGAGAACACGGCAAAAGUGCUGAUGGCAGCCGGAUAUUCCUGCGAGUGCCGUGGACCUAUUCCCGUCAAAGGGAAGGGCAUCCUCACCACGUACUUUGUGAAGACACCAUUCGACGAACGGAUCUAAACGACAUAAACACACGGGAGACAGGACGCAAAGCACAAGAGGAAAAGGAAGCCACCCACAUAAUCGUCAGCACCCGUCAUCCGUGAAUCCAGGAGCAACAGGAAACCGUGAAUGUGUGAGUGAGAUAGAUUUAAAUAUCCAUGUGGGGGCUGGACAGUGUGUAUGAAGAGGUGACAAACUAGACAGCAUGGCUGAAUUCAGUUGUUGAUGAUGGCAUGCAAACAUUAGACUGUGCUCGUUUGUUUGCAGGGAUAAUUAUUGACCUACCGAUAUAACACCAAUUAUAGGAGAAAAGGCUCUUGAAACAAUCGUAAUAUACCCUUUCGUGACAAUCUUGUUUGGAUAAGUAAGUUUUGUUCACCGAAAAGUAAGACUGGAUAGGAAGGAAACGUUGAUCGAUAACCUUUGAGGUAGGUAGGUAGUAGCGCACAGUGGGAAGACAGAGAAGUAAAAUGCAAGCAACUAAAUUUACUGGCUAUAAUGAUAGGCAGACUUGUUUAGUUGAAUCAAACUUAACCUUUUUUUUAAAUGAAGCGCUAAAUAGUUAAAAUUCAACAUCACAAAUUAGAUACAUGGAUUUUGGUAAAGUCAUUAGUAUUUCCCAAAACGAUCAUAUAUGAAUUGCUAUUCAAGUAAAUAUACACACAGCCUCACAGGGCUUGUAUUCGACCAAUGGUCGAAUAGUGCAGCUCUAUUUCUGACCAACUAACAAAUAUUUUGCAAAAUAAUGUUUGCUUAAAAAAUGGGUAGACCCUGUUAACCAAAAGCAACAACAACGAUUAGAUAUGUUUGCAUAAUCACUGAUUAAUGAUUUAAAGCCACACAUUUUUUUUUAUAGAAUUUGUUGUUCCCUCCGCUGAAACUCAAGGCAAGGCACCUCUCAGACCAACAUAAGAAUUACACAAGGUCGAUGAGACCGACUUAAAAUUGAAUAAUUCACAAAAACACAUGUUACUCAAUAGGGUGGGUCACAUCCUCCUGUCCCCGCUGCUUUUUCGAUGUGUAUUGAGGUACCCAACAACUGUGCUAAAUUUGAGCAAAUUUGGUUAUGAUUUGAAUUUGCCUGAGAACUUUUAAUUUUGUGUUGACAAAUGUAUGAAAAAUUACUCGAAACUAUUCAUUUGCGUGUCAAAAAUUCAAAACUAGCUCAAUUUUGACCAAAACGCGGACUUGGAUUAGGAGUACUAUGCAGAACAAAUCUUUUCAACUUUCGUGCAAAAAGUUAUUAUUAUUAUACUAUAGGCCUAUUCUGCCGCUCAUGGCAUGCUUGUCCUAUAGGAAAAAUCAACAAGCCGAGAAAACGCGUUUAAAGUUUGCUUUGUACCAUUGCUUCUUAAGUGAUGUGACAACCAUUUUGGCUGUUUUCCAAACUCUCUCAGAACAAAGUUGCUGUGUUCAUCCAGUAUCAUAAAAAUCUAGGUGAUUAGUUACCAUUUCCACUAAAAACUCAGUUUUGAAAAAAAAAAA